AUGAGAACCCCCCCUGGAACUCCACGGGAGGGGGUACAAGAUGGUAAGCCUACUGUUUCCAUGACAACCUGUAAUGCUGAACCACCUGAGGAUUACUCGUUACGAACUAUCCCUGUAUGGAUUAAAGCUAACGGAAAGAAAUUUAAGGUUAAUGCAAUUCUCGACGACGCUUCAAAUGAGACAUUCCUCAACCAAGACGUUGCUGGAGUACUAGGAAUCCAGGAGCCAUUUGAGAAAGCGAAAGUUCAUGUACUCAACGAUUCUGAAGACACUUUCGAAUCAAUGCCAGCUACCGUAAUGAUUGAAAGUGUGGAUGGCCAGUUUAGCAAAGAAGUUCGAGUGAGAACGUGUCCAAGAAACGUAACUGCGAACUACCGCGUAAAGAAUUGGUCGAAGCAGCAAAGUCGAUGGCCACAUCUGGGUCCCCGUAGUUUUCCCAAGCCGGCGGGCGAUGGUACCGUAGAUAUGCUUAUAUAG
Messenger RNA from Paramuricea clavata, 477 nucleotides. The record is from the annotation of a GenBank genome assembly. NCBI's taxonomy places the organism in Eukaryota, Metazoa, Cnidaria, Anthozoa, Malacalcyonacea, Plexauridae.